UGAGUUUGUUGAUUCCACCUGAGCACGUGACAGGCGGGUGGGCGGGGCUUCCUGUAUGAGAGUCACCUGCAGAGCAGCGAGAGCAGCUUUCUGCAGGAGGAUCAACUCGUUCUGUCUCUCUGCUUCUUCUCAACACUCAACUUCUGGAGGAACUUAAAAGUGAAGAAAAAGUCACUCAGGACUUUACUCAGGAGUUUAUUCUCAUUUAAACCCCCGUUUUAUCCACUUUGGAAUCUCUUUCUGAUUUUUUUUCGUCAUUUGGGAUUUUUUUUUUUAAUUGUAGUGUGAAUCGAGAGUGAGGGACAGUCUCAGUGUGUUGGAUUGUUUGGUUCUCUCCGGUACAAUGAGUUGGACACAGCUGCUCAGGGUUUUACUGUGUGCAGUGACCUGUCUCCUCCCAGCUGCUGCUCUGCCUGCUGCAGACUGUGAGGGGGAAAAGUGCCAGACUUCCUCUUCAUCCUCGGCCUCGGCAGCACCCUCUUUAUCUUCCUCCUCGGUGGUGAAAUCCCAGCAGCCCUCCCAGGACUUCCUGGGCCAGUUUACCCAGGUGAGCUCACCAAACAGCGGGGACCGUAAACACCGCGACGCCAGCGCCGUCCUGCCCUUCAUCGGCCUCACAGGCAGUUCCGAGCAGAGUCGCAGCUGCUGUAAGAAUGGAGGAACCUGUAUCCUGGGGAGCUUCUGCGCCUGCCCUCCUUUCUUCACAGGAAGGAGCUGCGAGUACGACCAACGCAUCAGGAGCUGUGGUUCUAUUCCUCACGGGGAGUGGGUUCGUAAAGGAUGCUCCUACUGUCGCUGUGGUUACGGCGUUCUGCACUGCUUCCCUCACGUCUUCAAUAAAGACUGUGAUGACUCGGAGGAGGUGCUGUGGUAUCGUUCGUCAGCUGUCAGGACAAUUCGGCCCGGCUGCUUCCUGCAUGUGACGCUUCUUCUCCUGCUCUUCUUCCUCCUCUGAUUCAUUAUUUUUAUUUUUUUUAACGGAUGCUGGGCACCGACAAGAUUUCUCUCAAGCUGCAUCUACAGGACUAACAACCCAUUUACAAAUGUAAUCAGAGCUUUAUAAGCUUGAAAAAGAUAUUUAUUAUAUUUUGUCCAAAUACUCCAGUAGUGGAGGAGUAACGUAUACUGGACACAGGAGUUGUUCGUAAUCAGUGAAGACAUUCCCCUUUUCAGUUGUUUUUAAACCAGAUCAUUUGGAUUUUAAACUUAAGAAUGAUAAGUCUAUGAAAUGUGUUGUGAUCUUCAAAUUUUAACAUUUUAAGGAAUUCAGUCAAUCAAUCAGUUUCUUGAAAUAAGAAGAAAACUAUUUCAUCAGUUCCAGUUUUUCCAAUGCAGUUCCUUUUGUGUCAAGAAAUGAGUAUAAAUGUCUGUAAAAUAGAUAACUCGACUCCUAGAUUUGAUUUUGUCAGGAUUCUAAAAAUGGGGACUGAAGUUUAACUGUGUGUCUCUGCUUCUUAAAACCUUUCCUUCCAGUGGAAGGUCGUCUUUAUGUUUUAAAGCGUGUUGAAGAACAAAAUGUGUGUGAAGGAAACUGUACAUAAGAUUUCUAUGAAAAGUAUUUUAUGCUCUGUAGCUGAAUGUCCAUUUUUUUUCUUCGUAAUAGAAGACAGGGUUUGUUGUUUUUCGCUCUGUCUUCUGUCUGCACGAACGGGGCUGAUGUGACAGUUUGUCCUUUUGAAUAUAAACAUGUAUUGAUUAUGUGUUAAUGAAAUAGAUCUGUUGUAAGAAA
Messenger RNA from Centropristis striata (black sea bass), 1729 nucleotides. It is a transcript of the gene tdgf1, whose product is annotated as teratocarcinoma-derived growth factor 1. The transcript has 6 exons. The coding region runs from base 344 to 955 and encodes 203 amino acids. NCBI's taxonomy places the organism in Eukaryota, Metazoa, Chordata, Actinopteri, Perciformes, Serranidae. The record is from RefSeq and is a predicted model, not a curated record.